AUGCUCCUCUUCUUCUUACUUUUCCCUUUCUUUCUUUCUUUCUUUCUUUCUUUCUUUCUUUCUUUUCUUUCUUUCUUUCUUUUUCUUUCUUUCAAGACUUCUAUUCCUUUUGUCCCUGAAAAUCUAAACGCUUCUUGCCAUGUUUUUCAUGCUCAUUUUCGUCUUACUUUUCAGUUUCUUUCUUUUUUCUUUCUUUCUUUCUUUCUUUCUUUUAAGAUUUCCAUUCCUUUUGUCCCUGAAAAUCUAAACGCUUCUUGCCUUGUUUUUCAUGCUCCUCUUCUUCUUACUUUUCCCUUUCUUUCUUUCUUUCUUUCUUUCUUUCUUUCUUUCUUUCUUUCUUUCAAGACUUCUAUUUCUUUUUUUCUUUCUUUCUUUCCUUCUUUCUUUCUUUCUUUCUUUCUUUCUUUUAAGAUUUCUAUUCUUUUUUGUCCUGGAAAUCUAACCGCUUCUUUGCCAUGUUUUCAUGCUCAUUUUCUUCUAAAUUUUCUGAUUCAUUCUUUCUUUCUUUCUUUCUUUCUUUCUUUCUUUCUUUCUUUUAAUAUUUCUAUUCUUUUUGUUCCUGAAAAUCUAAACGCUUCUUGCCAUGUUUUUCAUGCUUAUUUUCUUCUUACUUUUCAGUUUCUUUCUUUCUUUCUUUCUUUCUUUCUUUCUUUCUUUUAA
This is a messenger RNA of Acanthosepion pharaonis, 660 nucleotides long. Lineage: Eukaryota; Metazoa; Mollusca; Cephalopoda; Sepiida; Sepiidae. The record is from the annotation of a GenBank genome assembly.